AUGGCACUCCCCCAACCAAAUGGAGAUUGGGCGGAGGUCCGACGGAAGAAAAAUAACAACAGAACCCAGGUGAGCAAAAAUGACAUUACUGACUUCUACGUGGCGGGAUUCCCUGAUGGAACAAGAAAGGAGGAGUUACGGAAACCAUUCGAUAGAUUUGGGAAGGUAGUGGAUGUGUACUUUGGCCUGAAAAAAGAUUACCACAAGAAGAAUUUUGCAUUCGUCAGGUAUGUCAACAUCGCAGAUGCCAAGGAAUUGGAGAACAAACUACAAGUUACCAGAUGUAAGAAUACGGUAAUGGAAGUCAACAUCUCAAAGCAUCAACAUAAAACCACACUACGUCGAUCCCAUGAAUCUCGUCAACAGCCCACAAAUAGGUAG
Lactuca virosa is the source of this 381-nucleotide messenger RNA. NCBI's taxonomy places the organism in Eukaryota, Viridiplantae, Streptophyta, Magnoliopsida, Asterales, Asteraceae. The record is from the annotation of a GenBank genome assembly.